CCGGACAAGCUUACAGUGGUAAUAUCAGGAUCCUCUUCUGAUUUCAUCCAGUUUAGAAAAGCUAUGAAGACGUGAAGUGGAGCAUUUGAGAGAAUGGUUGGCGCUGUCCUGAGUUGGUGCCAAUGGGUUUUUCUAAUUUGUUACCUUGAAAGAGUGGUGUGGUGUUUAAACCCCGAUGAUCCUAAUGUGUGCAGCCACUGGGAAAGUUAUGCUGUCACUGUUCAAGAAUCAUAUGCGCAUCCCUUUGACCAGGUCUACUAUACUAGAUGCACUGAUAUUCUCAAUUGGUUUAAAUGUACCAGACACAGAAUCAGCUACAAAACGGCUUACCGUCGAGGCCUAAGAACAAUGUACAGGCGAAGAUCUCAGUGUUGUCCUGGGUACUAUGAAAGUGAAGAUCUUUGUGUCCCAUUAUGCACAGAAGAAUGCAUGCAUGGCAAGUGUGUUUCCCCAGACACUUGUCAGUGUGAACCUGGCUGGGGAGGAACAGACUGCUCCAGUGGCUGUGAUAGUGAACACUGGGGACCACACUGCAGUAACCGGUGCCAGUGUCAGAACAGAGCCCUGUGUAAUCCCAUCACCGGGGCCUGUGUCUGUGCUGAUGGCUAUGAGGGAUGGCGCUGUGAAGAGCGCUGUGACCAAGGAUCUUAUGGCAAAGGAUGUCAAUAUAAGUGUCAGUGCCAAAAUGCUGCUACUUGUGAUCACGAGACUGGAGAAUGCCACUGUCCUCCUGGUUAUACUGGUGUCUUCUGUGAAGAACGCUGUCCUCCUGGCAGUCAUGGAGCCCAAUGUGAGUCACGGUGCCCAUGUCAGAAUGGUGGGAAAUGUCACCAUAUUACUGGAGAGUGCUCCUGUCCAGCUGGGUGGAUGGGGUCAGUAUGUGCACAACCAUGUCCUUUUGGAAAGUUUGGGAUCAAUUGUACCCAAGAGUGUCCUUGCCAUAAUGGAGGGCGUUGUGACCAUGUGACAGGCAGGUGCCAUUGUACAGCUGGAUAUGCAGGUGACAGGUGUCAGGAGGAGUGCCCCAUCGGCAGUUAUGGCUUGCAAUGUGCCCAAGCGUGUGAGUGCCUGAAUGCAGCUGAAUGUUACCAUGUUAAUGGAGCAUGUCUUUGCAAACCAGGAUUUACUGGUGACCGCUGCCAAGACAGAAUGUGUCCAGAUGGACUGUAUGGACUGAAGUGCAAUAAACGAUGUCCUUGCAAUGGCAAACACACCCAGAGCUGCCACCCAUUGUUUGGUGAGUGCUUGUGCAGAGCAGGCUGGACUGGACAGGACUGCAAUGAGACGUGUCCCCCUGGCUUUUACGGAGAGGCCUGCCAGCAAAUCUGCAACUGUCAGAAUGGAGCUAACUGUGACAGCAUCACUGGCAAGUGUGUCUGUGCUCCUGGGUAUAAAGGGGAAGACUGCUCUUUUUCAUGUCCUCCUGGGAAAUAUGGGCCUAACUGUUCAUCUACUUGUAACUGCAAUCACGGCAGUACCUGUUCUCCUGUCGAUGGUACCUGUAUUUGUAAAGAAGGGUGGCAGGGAGUGGACUGCUCUCUCCCUUGUUCUCGUGGUACCUGGGGUCUUAACUGUCAAAACAACUGCCGCUGUGCCAAUGGAGCAGCUUGUAGCCCAGAGGACGGCUCGUGUACAUGCACUGCGGGCUGGCGUGGCAAGCACUGCAUCCAGCCAUGUCCAGAUGGGACUUACGGCUUGAACUGCAGUGAACAGUGUGAUUGCUGUCACGCAGAUGGUUGCGAUCCAGUCACUGGAUUUUGCCGCUGUGUGUCAGGCUGGACUGGAAUUCGCUGUGAUAAUAUCUGUCUACAGGGACGUUGGGGUCCAAACUGUUCCAUUUCUUGUAACUGUGACAAUGGGGGCUCCUGCUCUCCCGAGGACGGAACUUGUAUGUGUGCACCUGGAUAUCGUGGAGCCACGUGCCAGAGGAUCUGUUCUCCUGGAUUUUAUGGACAUCACUGCAGCCAAGCUUGUCCCCAGUGCGUGCACAGUAAUGGACCCUGUCAUCAUGUCACUGGCCACUGUGAGUGCUUGCCAGGCUUCACUGGUCCCCUCUGCGACCAAGUCUGUUCAAGUGGGACGUUUGGAAAGAGCUGCUCUGGCACUUGCUACUGCUCUAAUAAUGGCACUUGCAACCCUAUCGAUGGCUCCUGCCAGUGUUACCCAGGCUGGAUUGGACGAGAUUGUUCACAGACUUGCCAUUCAGGCUUCUGGGGUCCCAACUGCAUCCACACAUGUAACUGCCAUAACGGAGCAGUGUGCAGUGUUUAUGAUGGAGAGUGUCGAUGUGCACAGGGCUGGACUGGCAUGUAUUGCACGCAGAGGUGUCCAAUGGGAUUUUUUGGAAAAGAUUGCAUCCAACUCUGCAGGUGUCAGAAUGGAGCAGACUGUGACCAUGUGACAGGGGAAUGCAAGUGUCGAACAGGAUUCUUUGGGAAACAUUGCGAGCAGAAGUGUCCUCCUGGUACAUUUGGCUACAGCUGUCAGCAGCUGUGUGAGUGUUUGAAUAAUGCCACUUGUGAUCAUGUGACUGGGACUUGCUACUGUUCACCUGGUUUCAAAGGCAUUCGGUGUGACCAAGCUGCCCUGGUAAUGGAUGAACUGAACCCGUAUACAAGGAUCAGCCCGGCUCUAGCAUCGGACAGGCACUCUGUUGGAGCUGUCACUGGGAUCAUCAUUCUUCUCCUGAUUAUAGUGAUGAUGCUGACUCUCUUCCUCUGGUACAAAUGCAAGCAGAAAGGGAAAGGGCACAACAUGCCCAGUGUCUCCUACACCCCUGCCAUGCGGAUUACCAAUACAGACUAUUCCCUCUCAGAUACAUCUCAGAGUUCCAGCACCCUUCACUGUUUCACCAACCCUAGUUACCACACUCUGCCCCAGUGUGGCCAACUCACCCGUUUUAUCAGAAAUGCAGAUGAAGACUGUCACAUCAAGAAACAGACCAAAAAACAGCUUUUGUCAAGUCUCCAGAGUAUAGAGCUUUCUGGGCAAGAUAUCAACAACUCAUUGUGUCCUGAAUGGCAAUACCACAGUAACUUGAAUGGCUUAGAUUACAUGAAGAGUUCAGUCUGCAGCUCCAGCACAUGUUCCCUGAACAGCAGUGAGAAUCCAUACGCUACCAUCAAAGACCCGCCGGCGCUGACCUGCAAACAUUCCGAAAGCAGCUACGUGGAGAUGAAGUCCCCUGUCCGCAGGGACCCUCUCUACACAGAGAGUGAGACCACCAAAAACAGGAACAUCUAUGAAGUUGAGCCAACUGUCAGUGUGGUCCAGGGUGGUCAGGCUCUUGCCCCAAGCUGCGGUCAGAAUCCCUAUGACCUCCCGAAGAACAGCCACAUCCCAAGUCACUACGACCUGUUGCCAGUGAGGCACAGCCCAGUGCAUGUCUCUGCAGAUAAACACCAGCCAAUCAAAGAAUGACUAUGUCAGCUCACCUAACAUCAGCAUCUAUUUGCUUGCGUCGAGAGGUGGCAGAGAAGACAAUCUUUUUGCCCUAACAUAUGCUGAAAUUCAAAGAUGACUUGAAAAUAAAUUGAUUAUGAACUUGACACUGGCACUCAGCCAGCCUCCUGGGACUUUCUGCAUGAUUUCAAGGAAAGAUAUUUAAUUUAAUCAAAUGAAAAGGCUCAUAUCCAAACCAGAUAUUGACUUUUGUUCCUGAAAUAAAAGUUUGCUGUCACUGCUAAGUUCAGGGUUAAACUAACUCUAAGGUGAGGUGAGGGAAACGAUUAAAACCGACAGCAAUAAACUGAGCAUCAGACGUACAAAUUCAUUAUUGGUAGAAGUUCAGAACAAAAUUUGGCAAACAUUGCUCUAACUUUAAUUAAAUAUUUUAUUGCCAUAAUUCUAAUGACAUUGAACUAGUGCCAAGGUUUAAUAGGAUUAGACGAGUGUGGCCUGUGUAACUCACUAUUCUGGUUCUGUACUUACAGAUGUGGUAGGGUCUUCCCUAAAGGACUGCAUGAAAUGUGUGCCAGGUUAAAUCAUUUAAUAACAUACUGAAGGAGAAACGAAGGUGAGAGGUUUCCACCUGUAUUUUUCGUGUUCUGAGUACCAUGGGCAAGGUUUCAUUGUAAAUCAGUGGUCUGGAGAUGUUGCGGUUUGAAGAUUCAGGGGAGUUAAAUUUCAGAACCUCACUGACAUUCAUGUUUGGAUGGCUCACGAGGAUUAAUCUGCCUGCCAGUUUCAUCUGUGAUCUGUCUUAUCCACCUGCCUGGAUAACUUUGAGUAGAUAUUGUGCUGAAACAAACAUCACACAUAGAGGGAGUCCUGAGCAGAUGUGGCACACAUCUUAUCCACUAUUGAAGGCAUGAGGAAUAAUUACUAGGGGAAUUUCAGUGAAGGUUGUAACAUUCACUGACAAACCACGUAUAGGAACAGUUAGAAGCUCCACAAUAAAGUGUGUUUCUAGUCACAUCUUCCACAGGGAGAGUCUCAGAGAUCAAUGAGAGGUUUUGGCUAUAGCCACCAUUCAGUUUCUCAUUUUAAGUGGUUACAAUGCCUCUCUCAGGAAGCUGACCUGUCUUUUUGCCGAGGUAGGGGUGUGGGUGUGCAUACAAAACAAAGAAAGAGACCACGAUUAGUUGGCAAAUGAGAGUUUUGUAAAGCAGCCAUAAAUGGCGUGGUCUUGGUCCUUGUAGCUAUAGAAGAGACUGAGAAAGUCGUGGUACCAAUACAACUGCUGCUGCACCAUCAACAUUCUUUGGGAGGAACUUUUCCCAUAGAGCAAUAAAAUGUGAUCACUAUAUAUUUAAAAAAUCUACAGACUGACACUGACGUUAAUACAAUGUUCAGGUUGAGUCAUGUUAACAUGGUGUACAUUUGGGAUUCCCCAGUUGGAGGUCUAAAAAUAAUGAAAAAAGAAUGUUUCCAGUUAGAGAGGGAAAACAGAUUUCAUGCAGCCCAAUUGUAUGAUUACAGUAACAAUUCAAGGUCCUUGAAACAGAGACUUAUCUAAAACGUUCAGAGGAUACAUGCAUGGUUUGUGAUUUUAUAAGUUAGUGAUUAUUUUGCUAUUGUCUGGCUUUGCAGAUCUGUGAUUGAACAGCAAACCAUUGCAGCAGGGUAGUCAAAUCAUUUUACACUUCAAUAUUUCCAUUGUUCUCUGUUUAUUAUACUAUUUUUGGAUGAGGUUUAUUAAAACUAAAAUAUUCCCAUUAAAUAUUGGUCUGGGUUUGAUAGUACUAAAACGUGACACUUGAUUUUUUUUUUUAAAUCACCUGCCGUGUGAAGUAUUCCUCCCCAACUGUUACUUUAUAUGAAGUUGUAAAAGCUGGUUGGAUGAAAUGGGUUAAAUUAACUCCUGAGGAGGAAAAAGAGAUCUCUAAAAAAGUUACAAAACAGAGAAUUUACUGUAGUAAUGCCCAGCUGAGAUUCAAGGGAACAGCUAGCAGAAUGGGAAAUACAGAAAAAAAGAGAAAGACUCCUGUGAGGAAAAUUGGCAAGUGGAGUUUUGAAACUUUAAACUGAGUUUCAGUGAUUCUUGUCACAGAGUUAUUCUGUUGUUACAAGAUGGUUACACGUCACUCACUAACUUCAUUUAUCAGGAACUUCAGCUUAAGUUUACAGUAUUUUUCCCCAUUGCAAUAAAAUAUUUAGGAUUUAAGUUCUUAAAACUUUACACCAGACUCUAGUUUUGAAUAAAGCAGAAGUUCCCACCCUGGGGUCCACAGAUACCUUACUUAAUGGUAUUGGCUCAUGACAUAAUAAAGGUUGGGAACCCCAGUUAUAGAAACUAAACAUUUUGCACCUUGAAAAAUGUUGGGAGGAGAAAACACGGAACAAAAAUCAAAUCAGUUGUUGCUGUCAGUUAAUCCCUCCAAAGUCCUGGUGAGGAUAAAGCAAAAUGACAGGAUUAAAUCAGUGUAAUCACAUCACAUCAAAUAAAGAGUUGUGGAAAUCAAGGAAUUGUUAUCUACAAAAAGUGCACAGAGGAGUAAUUGAUUAGUUGAUGAGUUAUUUUCAAUAAAGGUUAGGAGAAAUUAUGCAGAAGUGAGAUGAACGCAGGAUCUGUGUAGAAAGGAGGUUGGUGUGCAGCAAUGGCCAUCGCCAAACAGUUACCACUUCCGGUUCAAUGUUUUGUAGUAGAUACAAUUUUCAAUUAGAAAAGGAGCAGUAAUCAUGGGGUUAAAGUAGUUUAUGUUUAAAGAAUAGCUGGCUACAAAGACGAGUGUUGAACAAAAUUAAUUCAUAAGAACAAGGAAGAAGUAGGGUUUAGUUGUGUCAGAAAACAGCUGGGUGAAAGUUCCAUAUGGUGUUUCUGGGCCCUUCAGUUCACCGCUGUGCAACUCUGAAGCUAACCACAACGAAAACCCCGAUAGUCAGCUAGUAUUAGCAUGACUGGCUGCCUAUUUGCCCAGGAACGGUGUAUCUAUCAAUAUGAAACCACAAAUUACUUCAGAAAGAAAAGUAAAGGAAGACUUUCAUUUCAACUGCCAUUGGGGCCAUUCCAAAGUCUCUGCAUCUUAAUAUUCCAGUUCAUUUGAAAGAUUUUGUUUGGGCAGAUCCUAACAGCAAUUUGGAGUUCAAAAUUAGCAAUGUUCUUUUCCAUUUAAAAUUGAGGAACAACCAGCAACUUAUCAGUAGAUUAUGAUUCCCAAUGUACAGAAGUGUGAAAGUCACCUAUGAAUUUGAGCAGCUUUUAACAUACUGCCCUUUGUGAUAGCUGCUUGAAUCUCAGCCUUUGACUGAUGCUCACGUUAUUUUUCUUUAACCAAAACAGGUAUAUAGAGGUGAGCGGUGCCAGCUCCAUGAACAGAACAGGUGGCACAAUAAUUCCAUUGUUUAAAGAACCACUUUGUCAAACAUUUGCUGUUGUCACAUUAAAAAUAAAUAUUACUUUCACCAGAA
Molecule: messenger RNA, 6849 nt
Organism: Hypanus sabinus (Atlantic stingray)
Lineage: Eukaryota; Metazoa; Chordata; Chondrichthyes; Myliobatiformes; Dasyatidae
Gene: megf11
Product: multiple EGF-like-domains 11
Exons: 24
Coding region: 94-3420 (1108 amino acids)
Cellular component (GO): membrane
Molecular function (GO): protein binding
Source: RefSeq, a predicted model, not a curated record